CGACAACUUGUUUAUAAACACGAUAAAUCAAAAUGGACCAAGAACGGUGAAUACGCUCGAUUACCCAAACAUUAUAAAAAACGUGCGAUUGAGCAAAUAUACGGUGAAAAAGAACCGGUACACUAUGUAAAAGAUACAAGAAAAUUUAUUGUUAAUCACGAAACCGGUGUAUGGUGCGUAAUGAGAUAAGGGAGCAACUUUGGACAAUUUAGAUUUAUGGUUCUUUUAUCAUUUUAUGAAGGACUCGUGUUCAAAAUGUACCAGUAACGGUUGUCCAUACAACUCAAGCAGAUCAAGGUUUAUGGGGCGGCGAAGGUGUUCUUAUCGGUUACGAAGAUUUUCCAGUUGUUGACGGUUAUCAUCGAUGUUUUAUAUCGGUGCCAAAACUGAUGAAGUUAUUAUUUUAUAGUGAAAUAUUAGAUAAACAUUAUGCCGUAUGUGUAACAAGACGAACAGUGGAAAAGAUUGAGCAAGUCGAUGGUUUCGAUCACUAUAUUCUGAAGACACCAUUAAAAGAUCUGAAUUCAAAAUUUGGUUUUGAUCUACGACGUCAGAUGUUACAUAAAUUAGCUAAUAAAGAUUCAGAAUUGU
Molecule: messenger RNA, 591 nt
Organism: Didymodactylos carnosus
Lineage: Eukaryota; Metazoa; Rotifera; Eurotatoria; Philodinida; Philodinidae
Source: the annotation of a GenBank genome assembly